Messenger RNA from Erinaceus europaeus (western European hedgehog), 2329 nucleotides. It is a transcript of the gene KIF2C, whose product is annotated as kinesin family member 2C. The record is from RefSeq and is a predicted model, not a curated record. Lineage: Eukaryota; Metazoa; Chordata; Mammalia; Eulipotyphla; Erinaceidae. Gene Ontology annotation, biological process: microtubule-based movement. The transcript is spliced from 20 exons. The coding region runs from base 281 to 2299 and encodes 672 amino acids. Gene Ontology annotation, molecular function: microtubule motor activity; ATP binding; microtubule binding.
AGGUUGCAGCUCUUGGGAACUUGUCCCUGCCCAUAAGAUCCUGAAGGGCCCUUCAUUUUUAUUAUCACUGGGACAGUUAGAACUUCUUUCUUUCUCCGUGUCAGCCAUCAGGAGGUGCCUGACAGACUGCCCAACAGGACUCUACUGCCCAGCAGAACAGUAGGGGAGUCAAGUGGCUCAGGUCUACUGUGGACUACUAGAUUUUGUCUUCCUCUUCAUCUCAUUUUCACUCACUGAUCUCUACCAUUGACUUGGGAAUCAGAAACCCAUAUCCAUCUAGAUGAUUGAUUUUGAUGAUGUGGCUGCAAUAAAUCCAGAACUCUUACAGCUUCUUCCCUUACACCCAAAGGACAAUCUGCCCUUGCAGGAGAACGUAGCUAUUCAGAAGCCAAAACGCAGAUCAGUCAACUCCAAAAUUCCCGCUCCAAAGGAAGGUCUUAGAUGCCGUUUAAGUCGCAUGUCCGCUGUCCCAGAAAAUCGUGUCGCUACUCAGGAGAAUGAUAUGGAGGUGGAGCUGCCUGCACCUACAAAUACUCGCAAGCACUUUUCUGGGUCCACAGCUGCCCCCCCAAGGCCUUCCUGCUCAGCAAUAACUGAAAUACCAUUGACAGUUGUCAGCGAGGAGGUGGAAGAGCAAGUCCAUUCUACCCGAAGCUCUUCUUCUACAAACCCUGUGAACUCAGUCCGGAGGAAAUCAUGUAUUGUGAAGGAAAUGGAAAAAAUGAAGAGCAAACGUGAAGAGAAGAAGGCCCAGAACUCUGAAAUGAGAAUAAAGCGGGCUCAGGAGUAUGACAGCAACUUUCCAAACUGGGAAUUUGCUCAGAAGAUUAAGGAUUUUCGAGCUAAUUUGGAAUGUCAUCCACUUACUGUGACUGACCCUAUUGAAGAACACAGGAUAUGUGUCUGUGUUAGGAAACGACCACUGAAUAAACAAGAAUUGGCGAAGAAAGAAAUUGAUGUGAUUUCCAUUCCUAGCAAGUGUCACCUCUUGGUGCAUGAGCCCAAGCUAAAAGUGGACUUAACAAAGUAUCUGGACAACCAAGCAUUCUGCUUUGACUUUGUAUUUGAUGAAAUGGCUUCAAAUGAAGUUGUUUACAGGUUCACAGCAAGGCCACUGGUACAAACAAUCUUUGAGGGAGGAAAAGCAACCUGUUUUGCAUAUGGCCAGACAGGAAGUGGCAAGACACAUACUAUGGGUGGAGACCUCUCUGGGAAAGCCCAGAAUGCAGCCAAAGGGAUCUAUGCAAUGGCCUCACGGGAUGUCUUCCUCCUGAAGAAUCAACCCCGAUACAGGAACCUGGGCCUUGAAGUCUGUGUGACAUUUUUUGAAAUCUAUAAUGGAAAGGUAUUCGACCUGCUUAACAAGAAGGCCAAGCUGCGUGUGCUGGAGGAUGGCAAACAGCAGGUGCAGGUGGUAGGGCUGCAGGAGCACCUGGUGAACAGUGCUGAUGACGUCAUCAAGAAGAUCGACAUGGGUAGUUCCUGCAGGACCUCUGGGCAGACAUUUGCCAACUCCAACUCUUCCCGAUCCCAUGCAUGCUUCCAGAUUCUUCUUCGAGCCAAAGGGAAAAUUUAUGGCAAGUUCUCUUUGGUGGAUCUGGCAGGGAACGAGAGAGGUGCAGAUACUUCCAGUGCUGAUCGACAGACUCGCAUGGAGGGUGCAGAAAUCAAUAAAAGUCUCCUGGCUCUGAAGGAGUGCAUCAGGGCCCUGGGACAGAACAAGGCUCACACCCCAUUCCGAGAGAGCAAACUGACACAGGUGCUGAGGGACUCCUUUAUUGGAGAGAAUUCAAGGACCUGCAUGAUUGCCAUGAUCUCACCAGGCAUAAGCUCCUGUGAAUAUACUUUAAAUACACUAAGAUAUGCGGACAGGGUCAAGGAGCUGAGUCCCCACAGUGGGCCCAGUGGAGAGCAGCCAGCCCUAAUGGAAACAGAAGAGAUGGAAGCCAGCUCUAAUAGGGUCCUGAUCACUGACAAUUUUUCCAAGGAAGAAGAAGAACUGUCUUCCCAGAUGUCCAGCUUUAAUGAAGCCAUGACUCAGAUCAGGGAGUUGGAGGAUAGGGCCAUGGAAGAGCUCAAGGAGAUCACACAGUCAUGGCCAGACUGGCUAGAACUCUCCGAGAUGACUGAGCAGCCAGACUAUGACCUGGAGACCUUUGUGAACAAAGCAGAGUCUGCCCUAGCUCAGCAAUCCAAACACUUCUCAGCCCUGCAAGAUGUCAUCAAGUCCUUACGUCUGGCCAUGCAGCUAGAAGAGCAGGCCAGCAAACAAAUCAGCAGCAAGAAACGGCACCAGUGACCACUGUAAAUAAAGAUCUGUUUGGCUUCA